AUGACUCCUCAACGGCUAUUACUCUUUGGGGACCAAACGGCGGAGAAGACCCCGUCGCUACGUCAGCUCCUCAGAUUGUCUCACAACUCACAUGCCCUUCGUCGGUUCCUCCGUGAAUCCACAGAUGUCCUUCAAAACGAAGUCAGGAAGCUUCGACCUGAAUCGCGGAAUUGGUUUCCGGCUUUUGAUGAUCUUCUAUCACUCGCUGAACGAUGUGAGAAAGAAGACGAUAGUAAGGCUGAAGCCAUCAUGACCCCAUUGAUCACGAUCGUGAGGCUGGCCGAACUUAUACUCCACGUCGAAAAUGAGCCUGCAAUUUUAGAUAGCUCUUUCAGCCAGAUUCAUAUCCUUGGACUUUGUACUGGCCUUAUUCCUUCGGCUGCUGCAGCGUGUUCGAAGGCAGGAACAGAACUUCACCAGAUUGCGCUUGAAUUGGUGGCAAUUUCUGUACGACUUGGCGACGCUAUAGUUGAGCGCUCGAGGGCCAUAGAUUCAACACUAGGCACUUGGGCGUAUAGUAUUGUUGGAGCGACUGCUGCUAAGACUCAAGUCAUAUUGGACCAAUUUCAUAAGGCAAGGGACAUCCCAAAAUAUAGACGUGCAUUCGUUGCUGUAACGUCUCGGACGUGGGUCACAGUUUCCGGCCCGCCUUCGACAUUAGCUGCUUUAUGGCUGGAUUCUCCAGAAUUGGCUCUAGCACCGAGGAUGAAAUUAGCUGCAAAUGCGGCCGUUCACGCAUCGCAUCUAUCACCACUGGAUGCAGAUGCCAUUCUUGGGCACUCCACCAUAUUGAACGCACCAUGUAUCUCAGGGACUCGGAUUCUGUCUACCAGCACAUUUCGCCUCUUUCAAGCCCAUGAUUUGCGAUCCCUACUCACUCAAAUGCUUCCCGAUAUCACGCAAAAUACCUUGUGUUUGACCGAGACCGUCAAGUCUCUGACCGAAAAUAUCUUGGCAGCCGGAAAGGAAGUGGAAAUAGUAGUGGUAGGACCUACAGCUCAUACAAAAAUGUUAGAAAAUGCUUUGCAAGAAGUCUCUAUCAAGAUCAAGAGAUUCAGCGAGCUUGCAACGAAAAGUACGACACAACCUGUACGUGAAGGCUCUGGAAAGAUUGCCAUUGUAGGUAUGUCAGGCAGAUUUCCCGGCAGUGAAAGUCUUGCCGAAUUUUGGGAGAAUCUGAAGGAAGGAAAGGAUUUUCACGAGAAGGUACCUUCUUCUCGAUUCAAUCUGAAUGAUCAUUAUGACCCCUCAACAGCAAUGAAAAGCUCGAUGACAACUGAACAUGGCUGUUUUCUUCGGGAACCUGGCUUGUUCGAUUGUCGCCUAUUCAAUAUCUCGCCCCGAGAGGCUAUCCAGAUGGACCCGGUCCAACGCUUGCUUUUAAUGACAAGCUACGAGGCAUUAGAGAUGGCCGGCUACGCACCUGGUCGAACUCCAUCAUCAGAGCCUAAGCGGUUGGCAACAUACAUGGCUCAAACGACUGACGACUGGAGAGAAAACAAUCAAUGUGCUGGUGUCGACAUUUACUACGUCCCAGGUAUCGUACGUGCCUUCACACCAGGCCGUAUAAACUAUCAUUUCAAAUGGGAAGGCGCAUCUCACAGUGUAGAUGCAGCUUGUUCGGGAAGUUCCACCGCAGUACAACUCGCCUGUCGCGCCCUUUUAGCCCGAGAAUGCGAUACUGCUCUUGCUGGAGGGGGACAGGUCAAUACGGCCCCUGCAGCUUUCGCCGGGUGCGGACGUGGGGGGUUCCUGUCUCCUACAGGUCAAUGUAAAACCUUCCACGACGAUGCAGAUGGCUACUGCCGUGGAGAGGCUGCAGGUGUCGUGGUUCUGAAACGUCUUGAAGAUGCGAUCGGGGAUAACGACAAUGUCAUAGGCAUCGUCGAUGGUUCGCUGCGUACCUAUUCUGCUAAGGCGGCUUCAAUCACUCAGCCUCAUGGCGAGUCGCAGGUCAAUAUCUUGCAGACACUUAUGCGAGAAGCUGGCAAGGAUCCCAAAGACAUCAGCUAUGUCGAAAUGCAUGGCACAGGAACACAAGCCGGCGACUAUGCUGAAAUGAAGUCAGUAGCAGAAGUCUUCGGUCCAACACGUACUGCUGGUAAUCCUCUGACUGUAGGAGCAGUCAAGGCGAACGUGGGACAUAGUGAAGCGGGAGCUGGCAUAACUUCCUUGAUCAAGUGUAUCCUCAUUUUACAGAACGGUGGUAAAAUACCACCUCAGCCAGGGAUGCCGUUCAAAUUGAAUCAUAGAUUUCCAGCAUUGAACAAAAUGCAUAUUAAAAUAGCUGGUAGCACAUCCAGCAACCAGUCUCGUCCAUCAGUCACCGACAGAGUGAAGGUCCUCUUGAAUAACUUUGAUGCCUCGGGCGGAAAUACUUGCUUGUUGCUCGAACAAGGACCAGUAAAACAACCAAAACCAAAAGAUCCCCGCAUAUACCACACAAUCGUCUGUUCCGCACGAACGUCGCGAUCGCUUAGAGGAAACCUUCAGCGACUACUCGAAUUUCUCAAAAAGAAUGAAGAGACGAGAUUGUCCGACAUUGCAUAUUCAAGCACAUCACGUCGCAUGCAGGAAACUUUGCGUGUCUCUUACGUCGCUAGAAGCAUAAAGGAGCUGAAAAGACAUCUUGCGAUGGACUUACAGAAGGAUACCAACCUCAAAGCAGCAUCUUCUGGUCCUCGCACCCCUGUCGUCUUCGCAUUUCCUGGGCAAGGUUCAUUUACUGGUGGCGUAGCAUCAAAGCUCUUUGAAAGCUGCCCGCGCUUCCAUGACAACAUUCUACUAUAUCAAAACAUAUCCGAAUAUCAUGGAUUUCCAAACAUCAUAGACCUCAUUGCUCAAGCAAAUGUGGAACUGGAAACAAAGACUAUCAUACAGGUCCAAUUGGCGCUAAUAUUCUUGGAACUUGCCUUGGCUGAUUUGUGGAGAUCUUGGGGCAUCAUACCUGAUUUAGUCAUCGGCCACAGCAUUGGAGAGUACAGCGCCUUAUGCGUGGCCGGCGUUCUUUCCGUCAGUGAUACAAUCUACCUCGUUGGCCAGCGUGCCAAGUUAAUGGAAACCAAAUGUGCAGCGGAUGCCAGCGCCAUGCUUGCAAUCAAUGGACCUGUCGAGUCGAUAUCUGAUAUCAUAACUGAGGAGGCUUGCGAAAUAUCCUGCCUCAAUGCCCCUGACAUGACUAUUCUUGGCGGCACUAAAAAUAUUCUGGAAAAGACAAAGAUCAAGAUGCAAUCAGCAGGGAUGAGGACCAAGUUUCUUCCAGUGUCACAUGCAUUCCACACUUCUCACAUGGAUCCAAUCCUUGGAGAUUUGGAGAAGAUCGCAAAUCGCAUUCCAUUCAGUGCCCCUCAGGUUCCAGUCGCCUCGACACUAAAGGGCAAAAUUGUGCGAGAAGCGGGAGUCUUUUCACCAUCGUACUUAGUGCAACAUACUCGAGAGUCAGUAAAUUUCUUGGAGGCUCUACAAUCAAUCAAAGCCGAGACUGCGAGUAACCCACAGACCUUGUGGAUGGAGAUGGGACCAGAAGCCACAUGUCUUGGCCUGAUUCGGUCGACUUUACAGACACCCCCAUCGACAAUGAUGCCUAGCAUUAAGUCUAAUGAAGAUAACUGGAAGACCAUCUCGACGUGUGCAUCGAAACUUUACACUUUUUUUGCACCAAUUUCUUGGCAAGAAUUCCAUUGCGACUAUUUAGAUGCCUUGAGCUUGGUUCAACUUCCGUCCUACAGCUUCGACUUGAAAGAUUACUGGACAGUCUAUGAGAAGCAAGCACCCACACGCGUUCUGAACCAAGCCAAGGUUGAGCAUGGGUCAACGUCAGGGGCUCAACGCGGCUUUCUUGGUUUGACAUGUCUACAGUACGUAGACGAAGAGUCGUAUGACAAUGAUCGAGCAUUUUUCGCCUUCUCCUCAUAUACGGCAGAACCGAAGCUCUUUAAGGCUAUUCAAGGUCACCUUGUAGAUGGUACAGCAAUAUGCCCCGCAAGUGUUUUUUGCGACAUUGCUUUAUCCGCGGCUCGGUACGCCUACAUGACUGCAAAGGCAGGCACAUCAGAACCUCAUAUGUCGAUAGGGGACAUGCAGAUCACUCACCCGGUCGUCGUGACCGAAAAGAACCCAAAACAAGUCCUUCGCAUACUGGUCGAGAAAGCGGGUGAUAAGUGGUCCAGUGUCCUCGUCACCUUUGAAUCGAACAAUGGGAAAGCAGAUCAUGAUCAUGGAUCCUGCAGAGUCGAUUUUGGUGCAGACGAUAAUUGGAAGACAAUCUUUUCAAGAACAGUACCUCUAGUGCAGAGGAGAAUGGAGGACUUGAAAAAAUCCGCUCUUGCCGGACAGUGUCAUCGUUUACAGCGAUCAGUGGUCUACAAGCUCUUCGCCAAUCUGGUAGAGUAUGGUGAAGACUACCAAGGCCUACAGGAGGUUUAUAUGGACGACGCUAUCGGGGACGCCGUCGCAGAAGUCAAACUUGAAGCAUUGAGCAAUGCUGGAGAGUUUACGCUGUCUCCAUACUGGAUGGAUAGCGUUGUCCAUCUGGCAGGAUUUGUACUAAACGGUAACAUCACCUCAACCAAAGACAUCGCAUUCAUCUCCGCUGGGUUCGAUAGUUUCCAUCUAUUUGAAAGUCUCUCGACAGACAAGAGGUACCUCAGCUAUGUCUCUAUCCAGCCCACAGACAAGAAAGAAUGCAUCGUCACAGACGUGUAUCUCUUCGAAGGGAACAAUCUAGUUGCACUCUGCGCUGGUCUUAUCUUCCAUAAGAUGUCUACAGCGGUCAUGAGAGUCAUCUUCGGUUUCGGAGACAAACCUUCUUCCACUUUGCAGGAACCACGUCAACCCGCGAUCAAAGUUACAAAUAAGGUGCAAAGGAAAGUUGAAGUCAGCAGUCACACCACCGAAACUCAAAUGCAGCACGAGUCUCAAGAUAAGCCUACCGAGAACAAUGACAAGUCAGCCGUAGUCGAUAGCGUUCUGGAGAUCGUAGCCACCGAAUGCGGCUUUGCGCUUGAUGACAUGGAGCCUACCACACCUUUUGCGGACAUGGGAAUUGACUCCCUGAUGAGUAUCGCUAUAACGUCAGCUGUGCAGAAGAAGACUGGCGUCGAACUUGGCGCAUCUUUCUUCAAAGACAAUCCCUUGGUCGAGGAUUUACGUCAGUAUCUAAUGCCUUCAGAUCAACAGCAGCCAGAAGACCCUAUCAAUGCUCCCGUGUUGGGUAGCAAUAUUCAGAUCCCUGACCUGACCGAGGACAGCUCUGACGCGAUUUCUUCCGGUGCUGCAUCUCCAUCAUUUACACCAAUUGAGGGCGAUCCACUAGUGAAAAUCACAACGAGGGCAACAACUCCAUCUCUAGAUGGAGAGAUAUCUGAUAACGAGCUAGAGCAGAUACACAAGCCGGACAUCAGCAUUCUCGAAUCCCAAGACAUCUUCAAAGAUAAGCUAUCAAUCUCUCCGCCCAAAGCAGAGCAGCAAUACGAAAGUCAGCCUGUUCUCAUCAGAGGUCGACCGACAUCUGGGCAUCCACCUCUCUUCCUCGUCGCCGAUGGAGCCGGCUCCGCAACGGCUUACAUUCACAUUCCACGCUUGUCGAUGGGCAAUGCUAUCUACGCACUCGAGUCGCCUUUCCUACAUGACCCAGAAUCAUACAAUUGUACCGUUGAAGAAGUAUGCGAACUCUAUGUCACUGCCAUCCGCAGAACAUCACCAAACGGUCCUUAUCUUAUAGGAGGCUGGUCUGCAGGUGCUGUCUACGCUUACGAAGUCGCGCGACAACUGCUCGCCCAAAAGGAAACCAUCAUCGGGCUGAUUCUCAUCGACAUGCGUGUUCCACGGAAAAUGCCCGAUGCGUUGGAGCCAUCGAGGGAACUCAUUGCCUCGGCAGGUGUCUUUACUGGGAUAGAGCGAAGCGGACAGGCUAAGUCAUCGACUGGUGGGAAAAUGAGAGAUCACCUGGUCAGCACCGUCUCCGCACUUGUUCAAUACGAUCCCGUACCUCUUCCUCCUGGCAAUAGACCUGUGAAUAAUUUCUUGAUCUGGGCGCAAAAAGGCUUGAGUGAGACUAGGAAGGAGGAUCCAUUCAUGACCAAUGGGCAUCAAGACCGAUCGCAAAAAGUUUCUUCAGAAGAGGGCAACAACAUGGAGGAUUCCGACACUGGCUUGAAGUCGUGGUUUUAUGAUGCGAGGUCCGUCUUUGGGCCAAAUGGGUGGGAUAGACUGCUUGGUGACGUUGAAUGCCAUGUCAUCGAGGGCGCGGAUCAUUUUGAUAUGGUGACACCGCCAAAUGUUGAAUUGUUGGGCAAAGUCUUGGAGGCAGCAGUCAAGAAAAGCAUGGGGAGUGCUACAUAG
Molecule: messenger RNA, 6342 nt
Organism: Bacidia gigantensis
Lineage: Eukaryota; Fungi; Ascomycota; Lecanoromycetes; Lecanorales; Ramalinaceae
Product: Type I Iterative PKS
Exons: 7
Coding region: 1-6342 (2113 amino acids)
Biological process (GO): secondary metabolite biosynthetic process; fatty acid biosynthetic process
Molecular function (GO): fatty acid synthase activity; phosphopantetheine binding
Source: RefSeq, a predicted model, not a curated record